Camelina sativa (false flax) is the source of this 843-nucleotide messenger RNA. The record is from RefSeq and is a predicted model, not a curated record. NCBI's taxonomy places the organism in Eukaryota, Viridiplantae, Streptophyta, Magnoliopsida, Brassicales, Brassicaceae.
UGUCUUUUACCCUAGUAAUUCUCAAAGAUCGUCCUUCUUUAUUUUCUCUCUGCCAAGCAACUAAAGCUUCUUCUUUUCUAUUUUUUUCUCUCUGUAAACAAAGCUUCUUCUUCUGCAAUGUCGACCAAGGACAAAACAAGGAGAUCAUUGUUGUCGGUGAGAAACCGAAAAAGUUUCAAGAAACAACCUAAGACAACAAAUUUUGCUUUGAGAGAAAAGACCAUGUAUAAGAAAGCAUCCGAGCUUUCGAUCCUUUGUGAUGUCGAUGUCUGUGUUAUAUACUACAACCGUGACGGAGAACUCGUCGGGACAUGGCCGGAAGAUCAAUCCAAGGUUCGAGACAUGGCAGAGAGAUACAGCAAACUCAACGAUAGCGAGAGACGCAAGAAAAGCACAAACCUUUCUCAGUUUCUGAAUAAGAAGACCGGCCUCAAAGACAAGAAGACAUCUUUAGAUAUCAAUGACAAGAGAUUCUCUGAGAAACUUUUGGAGAUGGAGGCUUCGUUAGAGAGUAAUAUACGGGUGUUACAAGAUCAGCAUCUUCGGGUGUUACAGAACCAGACAGAACAACCCGAUCAGAACCCUCUGGUGUCUUCCGCUGGCUUCUUCACAACAUUGAUGAGCGGUGGUGCGUCAAAAACAGAGCAAUACCUAUCGACGCCUUCAUCGACUCAACAACAUCAGAGAAAAGUUUCAUUCUUUCUCUAUAACCAUGACAAUGGUAGCUUCUGUCAACUCCCUGACUCCUCUGUUUCUACCUUUGACCCAUCGACGAAGUUACAUUAUGAGUUUUAACUCUUUUAGCAAAAAGUCUCGAUUUAGUUAUAUUUAGGGUUUUGUUAG